This is a messenger RNA of Biomphalaria glabrata, 8363 nucleotides long. Its product is annotated as phospholipid-transporting ATPase ABCA3-like. The coding region runs from base 331 to 5544 and encodes 1737 amino acids. Gene Ontology annotation, biological process: transmembrane transport; lipid transport. Gene Ontology annotation, cellular component: intracellular membrane-bounded organelle; membrane. Lineage: Eukaryota; Metazoa; Mollusca; Gastropoda; Planorbidae. The transcript has 26 exons. The record is from RefSeq and is a predicted model, not a curated record. Gene Ontology annotation, molecular function: ATP hydrolysis activity; lipid carrier activity; ABC-type transporter activity.
AAUUCAGCAGUGAAUUGCUGAGAUCCAAGCGUGUCUUGCUGCGGGGCAUUUGAAACCAGAACAACUGUAAAUGUGUACUAUUUGUUUGUUUACAUUAAAAGUGUUUUGAGUCAGUUGUUAAGACCUUUAAAAAAUUUAAAUUGUUGCGCCUAUUGAAAGGAGCUACACACGCCUAGUGGCUUCUUUUUAAAACGAUCCUUCAAUGGCAGUACCAAAUAUUAGAUCAAAUAUUAAAAGACUUUGCAUCCAACAAUAACAAGUUAUCUACGCCUUUGCAAUUCAAACCAUUUGUCUCAAAACAAAGAUAAAGAUCUACAUUUAUCAACGAAAAUGGGAUUUUUUAACCAGCUUGGUUUACUUUUAUGGAAAAACUGGCUACUGCAGAAAAGAAAAUUAUGCGUGACAAUUUUUGAGGUGCUUCUUCCUAUUGGAUUCGCAAUUCUUCUCGUGCUAAUCAGAUUAGCAAUAAAAAGUGAGUCUUUUCCAGGAGGGAAAUUUUACGAUAUUUCGUCCACGCUUCCUGCAACAUUUCCACAGUCAGAGAUAGGAUACACACCCUCAACAAAAACAACGGACAUGGUGAUGGAAUACUUGGCUGAUAUACUAAACGAGGAGAAAAACAAGAGUAAAAGUAUGAUCAAUACGACAUAUUCUGUCGUGGGGUUUGGAUCUGAAGCUGCAGCCUUGGAGUAUUUCCGCUACAACUCUAGUAACAUGCAUCAUAUCAUUGUGUUUCCUGAUAUCUCCAACACCAGCAAUGCAUUCCCAGAAAAGAUCAAAGUUACACUGAGACCAUACAGUGGUUCCGACAGAUGGAGAACACAGUUUACAUUUCCAUUUUUUCAGAGUAAUUCUCCAAGAUCAGAUACUGAAGAUCCUAAAUACGAGGCCAAAGGAUUUAUAUAUGUUCAAUACCUGAUUGGUAAAGCCAUCACAUUAUAUUGGCUGAAUAAGACUGGGAAAAGUGUUGAUGACAUGAAAAUAGACAUCUACAAACAGCGCAUGCCUUACCCUCCUUAUGUCAAUGACCCUAUGAUCCUCAUUUUGCAAAAUCAGCUGCCUUUGUUUAUUGUGCUAAGCUUUAUUCUCAGUAUUAUUAUCAACACUAAAAACCUGGUCUAUGAAAAAGAAAGAAAACUCAAGGAGGCAAUGAAAUUGAUGGGUCUGAAAGCAUCUGUCCACUGGGUCUCUUGGUUCAUCACUUUUUCUAUCUACUUGGUUCCGGCCAUGGCCAUCUAUGCUAUCCUGUUCAGCAUCCCUGUGUCCCACAAUGGAUCAGUCUUUGAUAAAACAGAUGCCAGUUUGUUCUUUGUUUUCCUCCUGUGCUAUGCCCUGGCAUUAAUUUCAUUCAGUUUUAUGGUUAGCACAUUUGUUCAGAAAGCCAAUGUUGGUGCAGCUGUGGCUGGAGUUUUAUUUUUUGGAUUCUUUUUUAUCUACUAUUUCAUUCAGCCCAACUAUGAGUCUCUUUCUAGGAACACAAAAGUUGCCUCUGCUUUAUUGUUCAAUGUAGCCAUGGCCUUGGGGGCUAAUGUCAUCAGCAUUCAUGAAGGCACAGGUGAAGGGGCUCAGUGGACCAACUUUCAUAAACCUGCCACAGUUGAUGACAACUUGAGCUUGUUGGCAUGUAUGAUCAUGUUGCUGGUAGAUUCUGCCAUUCAUUUUAUAAUUUGUUGGUACCUGGACAAUGUCAGACCAGGGGAAUAUGGUAUUCCUAAACCAUUUUAUUUUUGCUUCACAAAAACUUACUGGUGUGGGGAGAAACAAUCAUCUGAUGCAGUUUAUAAAAAUGAAAAUUCAAAUACAAAAUACUUUGAGAAAGAACCUACUUUACCUGCUGGUAUACAGAUCUUGGAUCUAAAAAAGACUUUUAAUAGAAAAGUAGCAGUAAAAGGAACAUCUUUGAAUAUGUAUGAAGGUCAGAUCACUGUCUUGUUAGGCCACAAUGGAGCAGGAAAAACAACAACAAUGUCCAUGCUUACUGGUUUCAUUCCACCAACCAGUGGUACAGCCAUAGUUAACGGACAUGAUAUACGUACAGACAUUGUUGGAGUUCGAAACAGUCUUGGCAUGUGUCCUCAGCACAAUAUAUUGUUUGAUACCAUGACAGUCAGAGAGCAUCUCAAGUUUUUUGCCAAGUUGAAAGGUUAUACUAGUUCCAACAUUGAUGAAGAAGUUAUUAACAUGGCAGAAGAAGUUGGUCUGGCCACAAAGAUUGAUACAGCAUCAGCCAAUUUGUCUGGAGGACAAAAAAGAAAGUUGUCAGUUGGUAUUGCAUUAAUUGGUGGCUCAAAGAUUGUGUUCCUUGAUGAGCCAACAUCAGGUAUGGAUCCAGCGGCUAGACGUCAGACUUGGAAUGUCCUUCAGUCUGCCAGACGUGGACGUACAAUUGUGUUAAGCACGCACUACAUGGACGAGGCUGAUUUACUUGGGGACAGGAUCGCCAUCAUGGCUGAAGGAGUUGUCAAAUGUUGUGGAAGUUCAAUGUUUCUCAAGAAACUUUAUGGUGCUGGCUAUCAUCUAGUUAUUGUCAAACAUCCUCAUUGCAAUGUUGAAAAUCUGACAAGUUUUAUUAAAGGAGUCAUCAACACAGCAGAGCUUGAAAGUGUUAUCAAUUCUGAAGUCUCUUACAUUUUGCCAGACAAUGAGUCUAGUAAAUUUGCUGUCCUCUUUAACUCACUGGAUGACAAGAAAGAAAUGCUGGGUAUCAUUAGCUUUGGUACUACUGCCACCACCAUGGAGGAAGUGUUUUUAAAAGUUGGCGACAGUGGUUUUGAUGAAGAUGAAUCAAGCAAAAGUGAGGAAGACAAUGGCUUGAGCUAUGCAUUCACCAAUGGUUCCUUCAACCAUGAAAAGAUGCAUGAUGGGAUGGAGAAUGGCACUCAUUGUCCACCAUUUACAAACAGCAAUAAGGUGGAUGCCAUGAAAGAAAAAUCCUAUGGAAUUUGGGAAAUGGGCUCCUCUGAUAUCAUGUCAUUCAACAAAGGAUUUACCAAAAACACUGGACUUAGUUUGCAGCGCUCUAGGUUCUGGGGACUUUUUGUCAAAAAAGCUAUUCACACCUGGCGUAACCGUGUGGUAACUUUGGUACAGCUUCUGCUUCCAGUUAUCUUCACCAUUUUUGGUCUUGCCAUAGAUGAGGCUAGACCCAAGUCAUCCUCUGAGCCAGCACUUAACUUUGACCUCAAUGCUUUCUCAGACCCCAUCAUACCUUAUUCUAUCAGAAAUUUAUCUUCUCCUAUUGAAAAAAGCUUUUAUGAUUUGUAUGGAUCCCAGUUUUCUAAUAAGGAGCCUUUUAUAACUAAUGAAAACUAUUCAUUUGCCAACUACACUGUUAGAAGAGCUGUUAAUCUUGGAACAUCAACAUACAACAAGAGAAUGGUCAUUGGCAUGGCAUUGCUUGAGCCUAAUGCUUCCUUGAAUAAAGAUAUCAAAGCUGUAGCUGAAUACAAUGGACAACCUUAUCAUGCACAACCAAUUUCUAUGAACUAUCUGUUGAACAGCAUCUUGCAGUAUUAUGUCAACUCUAGUAGCUACAGUUUUCAGUCCAGCAUUAAUCCACUGCCUAAGAAUGAAGAAGACAGGGCUGAGUUUAAUCUGCUUCUGGCUCUUGGGGCUGGUUUCUCUGUUGGAUUAUUUAUCAGUUUUGGAAUGGCUUUCUUGACAACAAUGUUCAUUUACUUUUUGAUCAAAGAAAGACAGGUUGGAGCCAAGCACAUGCAAGUUGUGAGUGGGGUUGGACCCUUCUCCUAUUGGCUGCCAACAUUCUUAUGGGACUUCAUCAACUAUAUUAUACCAAGUCUCCUUCUAGUGAUUGUAUUCUUGGCUUACUCCAAGACUGCCUACAUUGGUGAUGGAAGAUGGGGUCUGGUCAUUCUAAACCUUGUCAUUUAUGGUUGGGCUGUGCUACCCUUUAUGUACGCUCUGCAAUUUGCCUUUCAAGCCCCUCCAAGUGGUGUUGUGGUUGUUAUCAUGCUCAACAUUUUCUCAGGUAUAAUCACCACAACAACAGUGUUUGUGUUACAGUUUCCCUCCCUUGGAACAGAAAGUAUAGCUGAGGUUCUAGACUGGAUCUUUAUCAUUCUCUUCCCCAAUUAUAACAUGGCCACUGUAUUUAUCAAUCUAUAUACCAACUAUCUCAAUCUGGACUCUUGUCUGCCCAUUGUGAACGCCCCUGGAAGAUGCAAUUCUCCUUGUUGUCCAGGUGUUUGUUCUAAGUUCCCAUUCUGUGUAAAAUUCCAAGAAAAUUAUCUGGCAUGGGAGAAACCUGGCAUUGGAUCUUAUCUUAUUUUUAUGGCCAUCCAAGGAGCUGUCUACUUCACUAUUGUACUUCUUAUUGAGUAUCACAUCUUCCAGAGACUGUGGUACUUAAUCCGAGGAGCCCCAGAUUCAGGUCUUGAACCUUUACCUUUUGACCAUGCUGCAAGUCAUGUUGAGGACAGUGAUGUGGCUGCUGAAAGACAGAGAAUCAAUUCAACUCCAGCUUCAGUGCUAUCAGCUACAGAUUCUCUACUUCUAGUCAACCUGAACAAACGCUAUGGGAACUUUGUAGCAGUAGACCAUGUCUGUGUGGGUGUACCUGAACAGGAAUGUUUUGGUCUGUUGGGACAGAAUGGUGCUGGGAAAACCACAACUUUUAAAAUGUUGACUGGUGAUGUGAUGGUGACUGGAGGAAAUGCUUACCUUAAAGGUUAUGAUGUCAGGAGUGAUAUUAAAAGUGUCCAAGCCAACAUGGGUUACUGCCCACAGUUUGAUGCUUUAAUUGAUCAAAUGACUGGACGAGAAACAUUAUUCAUGUAUGCCAGACUUCGUGGUGUGCCAGAAAAAUAUAUCCCAACUGUUGUCAACACUUUAAUUGACAUCCUAAUGUUGAGGCCACAUGCAGACAAACUUGCAGGCUUGUACAGUGGAGGCAACAAAAGAAAGUUGAGCACAGCAAUAGCUCUUAUCGGAGACCCUCCAUUUAUUAUGUUAGAUGAACCUUCCUCUGGUAUGGACCCUAAAGCUAGAAGACAACUUUGGAAUGUUUUAUCUCAAGUCAGAGCUUCAGGACGUACACUGGUCUUAACUUCUCACAGUAUGGAGGAAUGUGAUGCUCUCUGUACUCGUAUUGCUAUUAUGGUGAAUGGUAAAUUUAUGUGUCUUGGAAGUCCUCAACAUUUGAAAAACAAAUUUGGUCAAGGUUACACAUUAAUUGUCCAGCUUGGGACUUUGCCAGAUGGAACCAUAGCACCAAAUGAACCAGUUGUGGAUUAUAUUUUGGAAAAUUUCCCUGGUACAAAAGUGUUUGAUGACCAUCAAGGCUACAUUCACUUUCAAGUACCAGACUCCAGGGUCAGACUGGCUGAUGUGUUUACACUGAUGGAGACUACAAAACUCAAUUUAAAUGUUUCAGAUUACUCCGUCCACCAGACCACACUGGAGCAAGUCUUUUUGACAUUCACCAGAGCGCAGGUGGCACCCAAAGAGGAGAAGAAAAUCAGUGAACUCACAAAAAUCUGUUGCUGUUGCUGCAUCAAGUCUGGAUGUUACAAAACAUCAGAGUGAAAUCUUGUUUUUCUAAUAUUACUAUUGUCUUUAUAGACUUCAAGCACAAAGAGAGAUUAAAUAAAGUUGAUUUGAUCUGAGUGUGGAUGGAAACUGUUGAUGAGAAAACUGACAGGUGGACUUCAAUCAGUGCAAUAUAAUCUGAAUGUCCCUGUUUGAUUUCGCACUUUUCAUCUCAUAACUGAUUAUGAAAAAUAUGAAUGUGUACAGACAUUCUCACAGUGAUAACACCAUCUCUUAAAAUAUCUCAUAGCAAUGUGUACUUAUUGACCUAUACAUUGGUUUAAAAGUAAAUCCUUUUUUUGUCAGUUGUAUAAACCUCUAUUAAUGGGUAGAAUGUAUGUAUGUGUAUUUGAUAGUUGUUUUCUUGUAAAUAGUUUUCUUAUUUAUUUAUUGAAAAAAAAAUUGAAACAUGUUAAGUGUUUAACAAGGCUGCUGUGCCUGAUGUUUAUUAGUGAUAUACUUAUUCUGAGUAAUGUUUGUUGUAUCUGAGAAGUCCAAGAGAAAGGCAUUCCCUAUAUUGCUUGCUGCAAUCAUUAUGAGUCUCAACAAUGCAGUGUGUUGAAGGAAAGGCAGGGUUAGGAGAUGUUGUUUAGCUCCUCACAGACAUACAAGGCUGAUGAUUCCAAGUUGACCUAGCUCUUAUUAAAAAUGUUAGUUUUGGUGGGAAUGAUAUGUUUAGUCCUAUGACUCCUAUUGGAAACAUUAAUUUUGCCCCCAAUUUAAUUCACCUUAAGCAGACCCUAUUGUCACAACAACCCAAAACUCUGUUUGGCAGUGCCAAACAGCUGAACAAAAAACUACUACUUUUUUUCUUGGUAGACAGCUAAAGAUCUUACAGUGCAGCAGCUAAAAGCUGUAUGGAAAAAGAAGCAUUGAUGGAGUCCUACAUUAUAAUGUCUGCUUAGUUUCAACUGGCGUACCUCCUGUUAAUAAAUACACUGACAUUUGUUAGAGCAGUGUGUGUGUGUGGGGGGGGGGUAUCACAGUGCACACUGUGUCAUAUAUAAAAGGAAAUGAAAUAAUGUCAGUCUUAAUGAAAAACAUGUGCAAUAUCUAUUCAAUAGAUUUUCAUGAACUACUUUGUUGUACAUUAUAUUCUUGAUAUUUAGCCUAGAGCACAUUUUUAUUAUUAAACAAACUGUUUAUUGAAAUUGUUGACAUCCACAAUAUUUGUCCAUAGUAAUAUUUUGUUUACAUUGUUUUUGAGUGUUGACAAUCUGUUGGCUUGUUUUGUUGUCUCUAUUUCUGUAUGCAAUACUUGUGUAUGAGCUAACAUUUUGGGGUUAAAGUUAGAAAUGUUACUCAAAUAUUUGUCUUUCAAUUUGAUGUCAGUUGUUUUUUGUGUUUUCUGUUUUGUUUUGUUUUUCUAAGUUUUUUUAAUUACUUUUUUUUAUAGAUUAAAUUUUAUUACAAAAACAUAUGAUGAAAAUAUCUAUAGAAUUGUUCAUGUAAAAAAAAUUGGAAGAAUACAAUUAGAAUUAUAUAGAGAUUAAUUGUAUAUUUCUAUUUUAAGCUUUAGUCAAGUUUUAGACAGUCUACUUCAACAAUAACAAUUAUUUAUACAAGUUUUAAUCUAAUAUAAAAGUACAUGAUUCUAUUAAAGCAGCAUUUUAUUGCGUUCAGUUUUUUCAUAAAUGGUGUAAUAACUUUUUGUUAUUUAACAAUCUUGCUAUUGAGCUAAAUAUUUUUUAGUUUGAUUACUUUUAUGAAUGAAACCAAAAUCUUUUAUAGGCCCAUGUGUAGUUACUUUUUUUUUAUAAUAAUAUUUUACACAUUUUUAUUAAACAUCACUUUGAAAAUGAGACAUUUUUUUCAUGUAAUCAAUAUUUUUAACCUGUUUGCUAUCAUGCAAUACAAGAAAGGGAUUUUCUUAUUUGAGUAAUCUAGUUUGUUCAUCUCUUUGAAAAACAAUUGUAUUUUCAUUCCUACUGGUGAUUUAUCAUUUUUUUCAAAGAAAGACAAAAUGUAUGCAUAUCUUGAAAAUGUUGUUUUACAGAAUCUUUUAUGUGAUAUUUUUGUACAAAAUAUUUUCAUUGGACAAACUACUUUUACACUGCAACAUGCCUGUUUAUAUAUAUUUUGCUAGACUUGUACUAUAUGUAUGUGAUAUCUUUUUUUCUUUGAUUCUGAGAUUGUGGAUAGGCCUUUUUUUUUUUUCUUCUUUUUUCUUUUUACCUUGGUUGACCGUCUAAUGAAGUAAAAUAUACUUUCUACAACUUGUUCUGUUCAUAUUUUUUUCUAACAACUUAAAUUCUUUUCAAAAGAAAAGCUCUGGACCUCUCCCUCCCUUUCUAUGUUGGUCUUGCAAAUUAUAAUUGAACACAGUUUACAUAAGACACAGAUGCUCCAGAAGAAUCUUAUUAUCAAUGUAGCUGCUUAAAUGUAGCACAUAGGAAUGUUGAAGUGCUGAUCUUCUUGAUUAUAUUUAUAGACUCGUAGUAAAAGGUAUUUUUUGUUAUUAACAGGGAAAAAUUUGUAAUAAAAAAUAAAGCCCAGUAUUUUUUUUAAAUAAAAAGGGUUCAAAUUUGAUAAUUACAUAAAUAUUGCUUAUUAGCUUUUAGUCAAUUUCCAAAUUUGUUUUUCAAACCUUGAGCAAAGAAAACAUGAGAUGUACCUUUCAGAACCAAGUAAAGCCUAGCAAGUUAAUCAGAGCCAUAGCGCGUCUUAAACUCUCUUUUUGGGAUAGAACAAUACAAGGCAAACUUUUAUCAACAAAUUCCAUUCAGAUAGAAUUGUUCCAAGAAACAUAAUUGUUUGAACAGAAAUGUACUACUGUAUGGUAUUUGCCGUAUGAAUAAAAAUGUCUUUUAAAGCUA